AUGGAAAAGCACGGAAAGCUGACGCCCACCAGCCUGCCAGGCGUAGAAUCAGCAGUCACUCGCACAGACAGGCAGGCACAGAGACGCAUCAUAGACGGCGAAGACGCCAAAAGAGCGCGACCGCUACAACGUGCACCAGCACACACGCACCACGCAAUGGACGCGGUGCCAGGUGAUCAUGGCAUCAAGCGGCCCCGUGAAGCGAUUACACCGCGCCACACGUCGCCCUUUGUGUCCGCGAACGACGUGACCGCGUCCCUUCAGGAGCAGGCGCAGCGCUUCAUCUCGCAGCUCGAAAUGGGCGAAGUUCUCGAGCACGACCGCGACACGACCGAGGCGGUCAUGACAGGCACAGAUGAGUCCGCGCAGUGGGCGUACGGCAGUGAGUACUACCUGCGCCACGAUGGCGAAGAUGACAAGGAGCACCCAUCGCGCUCUCACACUGUGGGCAGCACCGCCGCCGCUGCGGCUGCACAAGAGAGCGCCAGCGACGCUCAAGCGGACAAGGCCCGCAAGGUCGUCGUCAGCCUAACCGUGGCGCCUCCGUCCUUCUUUACGUCUGGGAACGAUUUCGAAACGAGCGUGCUCUCGCGCAGGUCGGCAGCAGCUGCACAUAAGGAUGACAAUGACGACGGCGGAGACCUCGACAGACGCGACGGAUUCGCCACCUCUCGCUUCCUGCACGAGGCUUUGCGGACGUCUGAUGUCGACAUCAUCGUACCGGUUGUCAGCCACUCGUGCAGCCUCGCCGUGAGCGCCUCGAAGGGUAGCCAGACCCUCGCGGAACUCAAGCGGCUGAUGGAUCGCGAACGCACGAACCGAGACGUCAUGGACACGUCCAAGUCGAGUCUGACACAACUCUUGCAAAAAGAUACGUACGGGCGUGUGGUGAAUGGCGAAGAGAAGGAAGUGGAGGGGGUGGGGGGUGGUUCUGCCCCCGGCCACGCGCACAGCGGCCGCGUCUCCUCCUUCGCCGACGACCGCUGCAAUGAUGAUGGCGAGGAAGAAGAGGCCAAGUACCUCAAGCGUCAGCUGUGCUUGGAGAAGGAGCGGCUCGCUGAGAUGACACAGCUUCGUGGCACGUUGGAUGCCUCCAGCACUGCCUCACCCCCUGCGGCUGGAGGGGCAAACUCGCAAUGGGGCAGCAACCAGGAGAGCCGCCGGCAGCGCAAGGAUGAGCAGCUCGCCCGCAUUGAGGGGCGCAAGGCGCAGAUGGAGACACUCGCUGAUGACGCGGAUGAGGUGGAGCGCCGAGAUGCCAUGCGCCGCCAGCGCGAGUCGCUGCCCAUCCACCACUGCAAAGAUGAGCUCCUACGCUAUGUUGGCGAGAGUGCCGUCACCGUGGUUGUGGGCGAGACCGGCAGCGGCAAAACGACCCAGCUCGUCCAGUACCUGUAUCAGCGCGGCUACGCGCGGCACGGCAAGAUAAUCGGGUGCACACAACCGCGGCGGCUCGCCGCCAUCGGGGUGGCUCGUCGUGUCAGCGACGAGAUGGGCUGCGCGCUCGGCACCACGGUCGGCUAUUCGAUCCACCUCGACGACACGACCACGGCCGACACGCGCGUGAAAUUUAUGACGGACGGCGUGCUGCUCCGCGAGACCGUCAACGACCCGUCACUGGACAAGUACAGCGUCGUGAUGCUGGACGAGGCCCAUGAGAGGUCAGUGGACACGGACGUGCUGAUGGGCGUGCUGAAGCUCGCCCUACGCCGCCGUGGCGACCUGAAGCUUAUCGUCACCUCUGCCACGAUGGACGUCCGCAAAUUCUCUGCCUUCUUUGGCAACGCGCCGUGCUACGAGAUUCCGGGGCAGACUUUCCCGGUGAAGAUCCACUACAGUGCGACGCCGGUGGCCGACUACGUCGCCGAGGCUGUGUUUCGUGUGUGCCAGCUGCACCUGCAGAUGCCGCUGGAGGCUAAGCACGACAUCCUUGUCUUCAUGACAGGGCGGGAGGACGUCUAUGGCACUUGCGAGUUGAUCCGUCGUCGGCUAACGGAGCUCAGUCCACAGCAUCUCAGCACACUCCUCAUCAUAUCGUGUCUCUCGGAGGCGGCCCCGGCGAGGUCCACAGAGAUUGGGGUGCUUGAAGCCACGCCAGCGGGCCUGCGCAAGGUGGUGGUUGCCACCAACGUCGCCGAGACGUCGCUGACGAUCGAUGGUGUGCGCUACGUCGUGGACUGUGGCUUCAUGAAGACGAACGUGUAUCGGCCGUCGAUUGGCAUGAACACGCUGCAGCGGUACCCCACCUCGCAGGCGCAGGCGAACCAGCGCAAAGGCCGUGCCGGUCGCACCACUGAAGGGACGUGCUACCGCCUCUACACAGAAGUGCAGUACGCUGAGGAGAUGCUGCCGAACAGCGUGCCAGAGAUUCAGCGCAGCAGCGUGGACAGCGUGGUGCUGCUGCUAAAGAGCAUCGGCGUUCACCGUCUUCGCGACUUCGAAUUCAUGGACGCUCCGCCGGCAGCCAACGUGCGGAGCAGCAUGUUUCACCUGUGGGUGCUCGGCUUCCUUGAUGACGCCGGCGCCAUCACGGCGCCGGGGCAGCAGGCGCUGGAGUUCCCGAUGUCGCCUGUGCUGGCAAAGCUCCUCUUGGAGAGCGCCACGAUGGGGUGCGCGCUCGAGAUGGCCCGCAUCGUCGCCAUGAUCUCUGCCGACCCAAAGAACCUCUUCGAGCUCCCAAAGGGCCGCGAGAAGGUGGCGCAGCAGCACCAUAGUCGCUUUUACGCAAACGACUCGGACCACCUGACGCUGCUGCACGUCUUUACGCAGUACCUGGACCAUGGCCGGUCGCGGCAGUGGGCGCAGGACCACUUCCUGCACGCCCCCACUCUCGCCAGGGCCCAUGACGUGUUUGCGCAGCUGAUUGAGAAGCUGCGCAAGCUGCAUCUGCCCAUCCAAUCGUGCGGCCACGCGGAAACGGACAAGGUGCGCCACUGCCUCGCCAAGGCCUUUGUCCUGCAGGCAGCGCGACGAUCAGAUCGGCGGUGGACGGAAUAUCGGCCGCUGCUGAACGCUGGCGUGGCGUGCGCGGUGCACCCGGCCUCCGCGGUUCACGCGCGGAGCGAGAUGCCGCCCUACAUUAUCUACAAUGAUCUGCUGCUCACACACAAAGAGUACUUGGUGAUGGUGACGGCGGUGGAGCCAGAGUGGCUGGUGGAGAGCUCACGGGGCAUCUAUGAAAUGCGUCAUGGGAUGACGUCGUCAUCGACAACGACGGCGCCCUCGUCGUUUGCGGUAGCGGCGGCAACGACUCCGACUCCCUCCACAGCCUCCCGAGCAUCUCAUGCAUCGAUGUCUUCGUCGCCGACAGCGCCCAGUGCCAGCGGGAGCAGCACGACAGUCUGUGCGGAGGCCAAGGCUCCGACGAAGAAGCCCGCGUUCGGUAUGCUGUCCUCCAAGCGCCGGCCAAACAUCUAA
Molecule: messenger RNA, 3417 nt
Organism: Leishmania major strain Friedlin
Lineage: Eukaryota; Euglenozoa; Kinetoplastea; Trypanosomatida; Trypanosomatidae
Product: putative pre-mRNA splicing factor
Exons: 1
Coding region: 1-3417 (1138 amino acids)
Biological process (GO): mRNA splicing, via spliceosome
Cellular component (GO): intracellular anatomical structure; spliceosomal complex
Molecular function (GO): ATP binding; RNA binding
Source: RefSeq, a predicted model, not a curated record